Molecule: messenger RNA, 2130 nt
Organism: Psilocybe cubensis
Lineage: Eukaryota; Fungi; Basidiomycota; Agaricomycetes; Agaricales; Agrocybaceae
Exons: 2
Coding region: 1-2130 (709 amino acids)
Source: RefSeq, a predicted model, not a curated record
AUGGAUUCCCAACGCCCUCGUCCAAGCAUUCUAUCUCUAUUCGACCCUCUCACUGGAUCUCCCAGCUCUAUGCCUGACAAGGAAAACAACCCUGGCGAUUCAUCCUUCUUCCAUCCUAGCGGAUUUAAGAAUGCACGCACUCCAGUUCAGCCUACCUUCAGGCGACGCCUUAUUGAUGUCGGCGAUAUUACUAUUGAUGACCCUGAUAUUCAAGAACUUCUUACUGAAGAAGAUGAUUUUGAACGCGAACUUAACUGCAGCCUUGCAGAAGGAGAUGAUGAUAAUGACACGCUGACGUUCCGGGACAUGGUCAAAGCAGCAACACCCAAGUGGAUUGGGACCAGUUGUCAUUACACUUCGCUGACAACUCCUAAAUCCACAUCAUCUCCCCGAACACCACUAGCACAACUACCAUUCAAAGAUGAGGUAACACCCGUGGCGCGUAAGAAACCAUUCAGACGCCCAAUCCAUUCCGUGGCAUCAAAGUUGGCCCACAUCGAUAUCGCCGAAACGUCCAUUGAAGAUGUUCUUCCAACUACACCCGCCAAAAUUUCCUUUGAAAUUUCUUGUUCGGGGUCAAAGCCUACAUCUCCAAAUGGGUUAUCACCACUUGAAGCAGGACAUGGCGUCGAGACUUUAAACUAUUCAACAGAUGCUCUAGGUUCCUCGGUCUCCACUCUGAACUUACCUGCUUCAACUGGGCCGUUUAUUUGCGAUAUUUCAAUUCCUCAGAAAACACCCGAAACGUUGGCUGUUUCAACGGACACUCUUGGUUCUUCGGUCUCCACUUUGAAUUUGCCGCCACCGUUAGGUGCAUCGAUUACAGACAUUUCUAUUCCUAUCUCCGUUUCACCCGCCUCACCGAGAGCAUUUACGUAUCCAUCGGCAUCCUCGCCAGAGGGUUCAAAAGCUAGACUUCGACCGGGCUUAGUUUCCAGUGACACUUCAAACCGUCUUUCUAUCGAUCUACAAUCAUCGUUUCAGCUCCAUCUGGCAUCGACGGAUACUACGUUCGAUUUAUUAAAUGAAAAAAUAUCCUUUCUCAACUUCAAAGAAGGCCAUUCGUUUCUAAGUAACAUGGACCUUGAUGGCAGUUUUGGCGACGACGAUUUCACCCCAGCCAAAGGCAAUGAUCUAAAGGUUCAUGAAUUUGAAAAAGUGGUAGUAUGUAAAAAUCUUGAAAGUAACCCACAAUCCAUAAAAGGGUCUUUAACAAUCGGGGAAGACUCGCCCCGUCCAGAAGUUGGCUUAGACAACACCGAUACCUUCCAGGUUUUAAAAUCGGAAACAUUGGCUUCCGAGCGCGUAUCUAUCAAAUUUUCGACGCCAGGGUUGUCAAGUACACACCAAAAACUUCUUCGCAAAUCUGAUACAUAUUCAAAAGAUUUAAAAGAAAGGGUUUCGGAAGGUUCUCCCUCAUUAUCGGCACCCAAUGACAUGAAAAAGUCGUCCCACCAUCAGCCGAGAGACAUAACCUUGUUAGCAACACCUAGUUCUUCAUCAACUUUACAACAACCUCCGCGGGCAGUGCCUGCCCUCAAGAUCGUGAAAAGGUCAAAAUUGCUUGUCAGUUCUCAAAUCAAUACCACAUCCUCUACCACACAAAUUAGACGGACCUCAAUCGUCGCCGAUCCUCCUCCGCUCGCAUCGAAAAAUCCCUCAAAAUCUCCUUCAACUAAAUUGAUGGUUUCAAGAAAUGAUUCUGCGCAGAAUGACGGUCUUCUGUCCAUCAGGGGCCUUAAGAGAAUCAGUUCCAGCCAACCAACAAAAAGCGUACCAUCUACUUCCGACGGUCCUAGGAGGAUCCCGAUUUCUGGGGGAUCGAAGCUUACUUCUGGGAGAACAGCUGUAUCCAUUGACCCCCAAAACUCUUCGAACAACGGGCCACGACGAAUACUAGUUCCUGUUGCCGCUGUCUCUUCGACUGCGAAACCUCUUCCGAUACUUGCCUCUAAAUCAGCGGUGCAGUCAUAUAGUGGUCUUAAACAACCUAAUAAAUAUGGUACUGUUGGAUCCACGUCUUCGAUUCCAAAACCAGCCCCUCGUACCGCAAGCUCGCAUUUACCGGGGCGCACUACCAACAAGACGCGGUCAGGGUUGACAAUGCCAAAAUCGACCAAGAAUGUCUAG